AACAGAAAACGGGUCUUGAAUCAGCUCUUCUACUUGCAAACAAACGUCACUCUUCUCUCUUAUUUAAGCUACACCGACACUGUCUCUGCUACUCGGCUCGCACAACACACAAUGUCACUCCUACAACUUCCAACCGAGAUUCUAAUUCUAAUUUUCGACUACGUCGGCUCGUACUAUUUCCGCUCGGACCUGUCACGCCUUACAGUCAGUAAGCAGUGGGGUAAAUUUGCACAUACCGCGUGCUUCCAGGAGUUUUUCGUUACCCAAAAGACACUGCGACGCUUGCUGUCUUCUCCGUAUAUGGAAGCAAGUCUACUUCUACUCAAAGAUAGCGUGGAAGUCCUAGACCUAAGCUUGAAGGGUUUUGCAGACUGGGACUCUAUUCCGCUAUCUCAACUCGAUUUGCAGGCCAUCAAUGUCCUGGAUGUGCCAACUUGGGACGGACCUCAUGGACGCGCAGUGUGUGCAGCCUGGACAACAGAGCUUGCCAACGAUCUCUCCCACCUUGCCACUAUUACGAAACAUUCACGGAAACUACGCAUCCUACGCAUCCAGGCCACCAGUGAACUACACCCGCUACUUCCUCUUCUAGAACGCCGCGACUAUCUUUUUAUAUCAACAAUACGCGCCUUCCUAUCGGCCAGCAACCUGACUAGUCUAGAGUUAGACUUAUGCGGCACCCGACUGAUACCGUGUCAAAGCCAAGAACACGUCGAAGAUUUCCAUGUCUGUACGAGUAUCGCUGCGCUUCUUACUACACUACGACGUUUACGACUGCGUAUGCGCAACAUCUGUGCCGAAGUUCUAAAACAUAGACCAUAUAGCACCAAUCUACAUUUGGACGAGAUGCUUAUUAACCUCAGUCUAUCCAACGAGUCCCCCCUGAACACCUCGGCGGCGCACGCCACAUGUUGCGGUUCUUCCCCGGGGGCAUUCCUCCAGUUGAAAGCAGAUAUGGAGAGCCAGGCGCAAGAUCUUAUAGCACAAACAACCGCCCCCAAAAUAGCGAGAAUAUUGACUCAUGCGCUUCCUAGUCUUGAAAUGAGGGCGUUCGAUGUCUUGACCGGUAGAAAUCUCGCAUUGAGUGAGGGUGCGGAGUGGGAUGCCGAUGGUGAGGUGAUCCAGGACGAGGUGUCGGACGAGGAGUCUGAGAUUUCAGAUCUUUCCUCAGACAACGAAUAGAUAGCCAGUAGUGGUGUUAGGAUUUUAAUAUUGUCCUAUCCUUCAGGCAACUUUGUGGUAAGUGCUGUGCCUAGCAUGAUCGAAGUGAGCCAUGUCAGUGGUUGCCUCACCGAGCCUGAACGCAAUUACUAAAGCAUUCUCACAACAAUUAGCGCUUCGCCCUGUUCUUCGUUAGCGCCGAUCCCUAAACCUACUUAUUAGAC
Messenger RNA from Cucurbitaria berberidis CBS 394.84, 1385 nucleotides. RefSeq lists its product as uncharacterized. The transcript has a single exon. NCBI's taxonomy places the organism in Eukaryota, Fungi, Ascomycota, Dothideomycetes, Pleosporales, Cucurbitariaceae. The record is from RefSeq and is a predicted model, not a curated record. The coding region runs from base 112 to 1182 and encodes 356 amino acids.